AUGGUGCCACCCGCCACCAGGGCGAAGACUCCCACAGCAUCCUCGGCCUCAAGCCCGUCUCUUCGAUCCAAGACACCUGUCAACAUCCCGAUGGCUCCGUCUUCUCUGAAUCCUGGCGGGAAUGUAAAGGUGGUCGUUCGAGUAAGAGGCUUCUUGCCUAGAGAGAUCGCGAAAGAUGCACAAUGCCUCAUUGAGAUGAACCCAGACACACAGUCAACGAAGCUGAUAGCACCUCCGACCUUGGACUCAAAGGCCAACACGAAGAGAGUGGUGGAAGACAAGACGUUCACAUUCGACAAUUCGUUUUGGUCCCAUGAUACAGCGGACGAGCAUUAUGCGACACAAGAGGAUGUCUACAAUUGCUUGGGUGAAGAAUUUCUUGAUCAUAACUUCGAAGGCUAUCAUACCUGUAUCUUCGCCUACGGUCAAACGGGUUCAGGCAAGAGUUAUACCAUGAUGGGUAAAGAUGAACAGCCCGGCUUGAUUCCACGAACCUGCGAGGAUCUAUUCGAGCGAAUUGAAAGCAAUGAAAGCGCAAACAUCAGUUACAGCGUCAGAGUGUCCUACUUUGAAGUCUACAACGAACACGUCCGUGAUCUCUUCCAGCCUCGAACAGAUCCUCCACAGUAUCUCAAGAUUCGGGAAUCGCCAACAGAAGGACCAUAUGUGAAGGACUUGACGGAAAUUCAAGUCAAGAAUUAUACCGAGAUUUUGAAGUACAUGCGUAUGGGCGACAAUUCCAGAACCACGGCCGCAACCAAGAUGAAUGACACAUCAUCCCGGUCUCACGCUGUCUUUACAAUCAUGUUGAAACAGAUCCACCAUGAUUAUCAUACUGAUGAGACGACCGAACGACUAGCGCGUAUCCGUCUCGUGGAUUUGGCCGGUUCAGAAAGAGCAAAAGCAACAGAGGCGACCGGACAACGACUCCGUGAAGGGGGAAACAUCAACAAGUCUUUGACCACCCUUGGACGAGUGAUUGCAGCUCUUGCAGAUCCGAAGCAUGGUCGGGCACAGGGCUCUACCCGAAAAACCCGCGAUGUUGUACCUUACCGAGACUCGAUCUUGACGUGGCUACUGAAGGAUUCACUUGGGGGCAAUUCCAAGACUGCCAUGAUUGCUUGCAUUGCACCUUCCGAUUACGACGAGACGCUCUCGACAUUGAGAUACGCCGAUCAAGCCAAACGCAUUCGGACUCAAGCUAUUGUCAAUCAAGAUCAUGUUUCUUCGGCGGAGAAGGACGCGCAAAUAACCGAAAUGCAAGAAACAAUCAGAUCACUGAGAUGGACACUCAAUCAACAGCAACAGAAUGGAAGUGUAUCAGUGAUGAAGGCCAUGCAGGAAAGCGCCGAGGCACAGUCUGAAAAGGUUCGAGAAUUCACAUCGAAGUAUGAAAACAUGUUGCAAAUCAUGGAAGAGAAAUUGGCCAUCUCCGAGUCCAAAAUCCGACAGAUGGAAGAGGAGAAAGAGGCGUUGAAUCUUCAUCUCAAACUCGUGCUCGAUGAAUUGAAGAACCCGAUCAUUCUCCAUGAGGAGACAGAAUCAGUGGCGGAUGACAAGGAGAGAUCGAGAGGGUCAACGCCCGACAUGAUCUACGAGGACGACACUGCAUCCAGCGAUGAGGCUGAUAUGGAAUCGGACUAUGAUGAUGAUGAAGCGAUCGAGAUGGCAGCAGAAAUGGAAACCCUGAUCUCGGACCUCGGCAUGUUCAAAAAGAAAAUUGCCGCCGACCACGAAAUGUUUGGUCUUGAGAUAUCGGUAUGA
Exophiala bonariae is the source of this 1764-nucleotide messenger RNA. RefSeq lists its product as uncharacterized. Gene Ontology annotation, biological process: microtubule-based movement. Gene Ontology annotation, molecular function: microtubule binding; microtubule motor activity; ATP binding. The record is from RefSeq and is a predicted model, not a curated record. The transcript has 2 exons. NCBI's taxonomy places the organism in Eukaryota, Fungi, Ascomycota, Eurotiomycetes, Chaetothyriales, Herpotrichiellaceae. Bases 1 to 1764 code for a protein of 587 amino acids.